UCUAUUUUUGUAAUAAAAAAAAAUAAAAAAAUAAAAAAAAAGAAUGGGAAGAGGCAAAGUUGAGGUGAAGAGAAUUGAAAAUCCGACAAGUCGGCAAGUGAGCUUCUCGAAACGUCGGAAUGGCGUUUUGAAGAAAGCUUAUGAGCUGGCCGUUCUCUGCGACGCCGAGGUCGCCGUCGUCAUCUUCUCCCCCUCCGGCAAGGCCUACCAGUUCUCCAGCCAUGACAUAGAUGGAACCUUAGCUAGGUACAGAAAGUACGUCGGCCAAUCACAAUUCAACCAUCCGCUUUCACGAGCUCUGGUUUGGAAGAGCGAGAUGGAGGACAUGAACAGAUCAAUAACCAGCUUAGAGGCAAGAUUAAGGCAUUUUUCUGGUGAGGAUCUCGAACCGUUGACAGUUAAGGAGUUAAAACGGUUAGAGAGACAACUAAGCGUCGGAAUCGAACGUGUCCGCUCUAAAAUGAGACGAAUUAUAUCAGAACAUACAAAUCAGCUCAAGAAGAAGUAUAAGGGUCUGCAAGAGGAGCAUAGCCGUCUGCAGAAGAGACUGAACCAGCUUAAGGAUGUGGCUGACACGACCGCAAAAGUCUCAGAUGCUGAUGGUGUCUCAGUACUCGAAAUGUUUGUAUAACUAAAUAUAAAUAUAAUCUUAAUUUCGUCUUUAACAAUUAUAAAGACGGUAUGAGUUCCACGAUAAAUAUAUAUGUAACAAUUCAAGGUCAUCGUUGGCGGAUGUUAUUCUCUU
Messenger RNA from Cucurbita pepo subsp. pepo (vegetable marrow), 745 nucleotides. Its product is annotated as MADS-box transcription factor 6. Gene Ontology annotation, cellular component: nucleus. Gene Ontology annotation, molecular function: RNA polymerase II transcription regulatory region sequence-specific DNA binding; protein dimerization activity; DNA-binding transcription factor activity. Gene Ontology annotation, biological process: positive regulation of transcription by RNA polymerase II. Lineage: Eukaryota; Viridiplantae; Streptophyta; Magnoliopsida; Cucurbitales; Cucurbitaceae. The record is from RefSeq and is a predicted model, not a curated record.